GAUAUGACUUUGUGUACACAAUCAAUGCGGACUGUGAAUGGACCAUCGACACCGAUGAUUGAAGAGAAAUUACAAUUUUUGAAACCUAUGGAACAUCAGCUAGCCUAAAGCCUUAGGUUUUAGAGUGAGGAUGAACAUUUCUCCUCGGACAAUCACGGGAGGUUUGCAUCCUCUCAACAAAGGGGCGUGUGAUUGGGGAUGGCAAAAUUUGUUUGCAUAUGGCUGUCACACUUCAGUGGUUGUCAUAGAAACAAAAGGCAUUCAGACCAUCCAAACGCUUGAAAAGCAUCGUAGUCCUGUAGUACAAGUGCAGUGGGCUCGAGAGAAUUACCAUCAUACGAUAGAUGCACCAUAUACCCUGAGACUUGCCUCUGCUGAUUCUUCAGGUCAGAUCAUCAUCUGGGAUGUAUGUGCAGCUACAGAGAGAGCAAGCUUCUCAGAUGGAACUAAGCCAGUCCAAGAUUUACAGUGGCUAGCUACCCAGGAUGCAUCACAUGAUUUACUAGUAGCUCUACAUCCUCCUUAUAGCAUUGUGUUAUGGAAUGCUGACACUGGCACUAAACUAUGGAAGAAGACUUUCACAGAUGUCCUUCACUGCUUCUCAUUUGAUCCAUUCGACUCUGCAAAUCUGACUUUACUUGGGAAUGAUUGCAUCUUGUUCAUCAAUGACUUCAGUGCAGCUAAACCACCUUCUAGUAAUGGCAAGAAGUUUUUCAUCACCACACCUAGUCCACAAACAACCAAUCAGCAGCUGACUGGUGGUAUGGCCAGUGAUCGUAGAGGGAGUAGCGCAAGUGGAGCAAGAACUGCACUCAAGAGGGUUCGUCUUCUGGUAGGGGAUAACAAAACAAGACAAAAAUCAGUGAAUACAUCCCUGGAUGACCCUGAAAGUCAGGGUGUGAGCGAAUGUCUUCAGCUAUCUUACAUGAGAUCUAGACGCAAUCACCUACUUCUCCUGUAUGCAAGAGAGAUUCUGAUCCUAGAUCUGGCAAUCUAUCAGACAGUUAGUGUCAUUCCCAUGGAGAGAAGUGGGUCUCCCUUUCAGCAGGUCUUUCCUUGUAGGCAAAGAGAUGUACUGAUGUGUUUACAUGACAACGGAAGUAUUAGUGUGAGAAUACGGAGAAGACUGGUAACCACAUCUCCAGGGGCACCUACCACACCAUCAGAUCAGUAUCAUGGUACACUAUCAGGUGGAGAAAUGGUCUUGGAAGGUCAAGAUAUGACCUAUGACCUCCGAUGUCAGUCUGACCCUCUGCGAGUGACCAAACACAUGCGUACCUUUGGUUUGGCUUGCAGUCCUGUGAGUGAGAGUCAUAGUGCCCUGAUGUUGAGUGAUGGUCGCAUUCUCUUCUGGUCUCUGAUGACUGUAGAUCAUGAUGCAGCAUCUAUGGGUAACAAUCACUCUCAGCUUGUACUAUCUCCACUUCAUUCUCCUGGUCAAGCUUUCCCCCCAUCACUCAAUGGAGACUUUGAAUUCCUGCCGCCUCUUCUUGCCUCUGCUAAACCUACUCAGAUACCAGUCCCUAAGACCUCCAUUGCUGACUUCCUCUGUCCACCUGAUGUCAUUGUGGAUGGAGACUUCAAACAUGGCCGACAGGUGCUACUCAAGUUUGUCAUGACAGGUCUCUCAAGUGGAAUAGCUGAUGUGCCUGUAGUGAUCAGAAUGUGUCCACCAUUAACCACCAAGAAUGUUCAUUACUACAAGCCUCUCAUUACCAUAGGUACUUCAACUGGUUUAGUACAGGUCUACAAUCUGACAACAGGAUCGUUGUACAGAGAAUACAACAUUCACACAACAUCUGUCAGAUGUAUAGAGUGGGUGAGUCUAACAAGCUUCCUAUCAGUAAGCUAUCCUAACCCAUCUAGUAAUGGAACAGUGCGUAAUGAACUACUGCUUCUAGACAUGCAGACAGGACGAACCAUUCCUAUGAGAGAGCACAAAGGAGAUGAACCACCUAUUGAGGCUCUCAAAGUUUCACAUCUCAAGCAGUACCUGAUAGUUCUGUUCAAGGAGAAACCAUUUGAGAUAUGGGAUUUGCGCACUCUAUGUCUUCUACGAGAAAUGCCCAAGCAUUUCCCUAUCAUCACAGCCCUGGAAUGGUCACCAUCUCAUCACAAGAAGAAAGCUGUCAAUCUUGAACAACAAGCUAGCAGCAUGAGUUUAGAUGGAGUUCUGAUGGGGAGCACUAUUAAUCUAGCUGAGAGUAGUAGUGAGAACAGACCAGUAUCUACAACAAUCCGAGAACACUUUGUAUUUGCUGAAAUUAGUGGUGUACUUCAUCAUUUCUGGGUUGAGGGUAGUGUGGUGCAUGAGGGCGCCAAACUGCCGUCAGAGAGCAGUCUAACGACAAUCAGCUGUAUUGCUUGGAAGGGAGAGACUCUGGUGAUGGCAGAUUCGGAUGGAAACCUUGGGGUAUGGGAUCUCAAGGCUAAGAUCUCUAGGAAUUAUCCAACUCACAAGUCUAACAUCAAGAAGCUUAAGUUUGGUCCCGGGAAAGGGAAUCUAAAGCUCAUGUUUCUCUGGAAUGAUGGUGUUGACAUUUGGGAUUGCAGAGAGAUGCAAGCACUGAGUUCACUAAAGGGUAGCAAGGAUGAUCGCAAACCAAUCGACAUGGACUGGGCAGCUUCAGACAAACCUGUUGUGCUGAGUGUAGAUGGAUGUCUGAGAGUCUAUGAUGUACAUCUAAAGACCUCCUGUUGGUCAAUUGCUGAUGCCGAGUUUGUUGAACCAGUAUUCUGUCCUUAUCUACUGUCUCCCAAGGCAGCUCUGGCUAUGAAGUAUACCAUGCAGCAUCAACCAUGGAAUAAGAACUAUUCCCUUCAACUCACCAGUGAAUAUGAGACUCCUGAAGAUGAGAAUAUCAUCAAGUCUGUGAAUGAGCAGCUCAAGAUCAUGCCAAGUGACAAUAGAAGAUAUCUACCAGACUGUCCACAUGGUACAGCUCAACGGUGUUUGUUGGCUGCAAGACUCUUUGGUGAUGAAGCAGAGUCAGAGUUCUGGAAUGUCGCCCUCUACUAUCUACGAGCAGAACGUGUCAAGAAGAGUCUUGGAAUGUCCAAAGAAGAUACUCUUCAGGAUGAUCCAUUGACUGAGUUUGGAUUAGAGCCACCUUAUGACCCGACCCACUUCCAGCCAAGUGACUCCACCAAAUCAAACCACUUGAUGUUGAGGGAGCUACCUUUGGACAUGUGUUAUGAUGUGCUCUGUGAUAAUGUCACCUUUAGGAAAUACCAGCUAGAAAGAAUUCUACUGCAUGAUGGUAAAAGGACAACUUACGAGCACACCAUGAAAUGUGUGGAGAAUUUUAUUCUCCUUGGCCAGACUGACAGAGCAGUACAGCUGCUUUUAGAGACUGAGCCUGAGAAUGAGAGUUACUUGUUGGAUCUGAUGAGGGCAUGUCUUUGUGCUACAGCUCAGGAAUCAGGAUCUUCACAAAGCACUAUCAAACUGGUAGCUACUAGCCUAAUAGCAAAUGGAAAACUUGCUGAGGGUGUACAGUUGUUGUGCUUGAUCAACAAAGGUAUUGAUGCAUGCAGGUAUCUACAGACAUACAACCAGUGGUAUCAAGCUAUGUGGGUAGCAAAGGUGCGUUUAAGUGACUCGGACUGUAAUGAGGUGAUGAGGAGAUGGGUAGAGAACCUGUGCAGUCCUCAUGUCAAUCAGAAGAGUGUAGCUUUGCUGGGUCUUCUAUCCAUGGGUAGCUUUAUCAAGGUGCUUCAAAUGCUACUCAGUCUGCAUUACUAUGACCGUGCAGCCAUGUUUGCCGAGGCUUGUUUGGAGUUUUCAGUACUCCCUGAGGAUGAAGAUACCAAAUCUCUGUUGGAGAAGGUUUUCUUGGAGUAUGCUCGCUAUCUGCUGGCACUAGGCAACAAGAAAGCAUAUGGACACUACUGCAACAGGGCUGCAGAAAAAGCCGAGAAAGUCAUGCAGGACUUGGAAUGGAUGGAAUAAACAUCUAUAUAUACUAUCAGGAAGCUAAUCAAAAUAACCUACAAGUUUACCAGCUCUCUCUACUUUAUUUAAUAUAAACUCUCUCAAUUUUUCAAACUCCAAUCCUUAAUAGUUAUUGUAGGCAAGUUUCUGUCAACUUGAACUAGCUUUCAUACUAUGAAGGACAUGUUCCCUCUACUCUAGCCACACUAUUGAUCAUUAUUUCUAAACAUUCAUUUGAUCUCUUGUAGGUGAUAAGUGAGCACAUGUAGAUAUCCAUAUUACAUGUACAUGUACAUCUAUAUAUCAUUUUGGAAAGUAUUUGUUUUAUAAACUGCAGUUACUAAUGGUACACCAAGCUCAUACCAGCACAUAGACACGGGUAUUGAUCCACUUGCCAAAGUUUUUAAUCCUCGGAGGAACUUAAUAUUUUAAUGGUCGGAAUGAAAGCAUUACUUUCUCAAAGUGGCAAUUACAUGAAACAUAUAAGCACAAGUACCAAACAUGAUUUGGAUCAAAUUUCAUGUCAAUAGCAGUUAUUUGUAUGCCUCGGCGAAAGAAGGUCUUUCUGGCAGCAAUAUGUUUUUGGAUAGUUGGGCUCUGUUUGUACUUUCUGCUUUUUGUUAUGGUAGGGAAUGAGAACCAUUAAACAGAUUCUAACCAAUCUUGGGUCAACUAGUAAUUAGCAUGUAAGGAUAAACUGAUUAGAUUUUGGGUGCAAGAGGUCUAAGGUCAAAGGUCUUGGGUCACAGGAUCAUAAUAGUUUAUAGAAAAUAUCUUGUUACCGUGACAAGUUGAAAAGCAUUAAAGCAAUUCAAUCCAAACAUGGAUGAAGUCUUUGUUUGUGUGAGUAUCCAAAGAUGAAUCAGUUAAAAUUUGUUUGAGAUCAAUGGUGAUAGAUCACAGGGUCAUGAAAGAUAACAAUUCCUAAAAAAUAUCUUGUUUCUGUGAUAUCUUAAAUUUCUGAACAAAAAUUGAAUGAUUACAUUGUCAACCAAAUUGGGCUCAUAUGAGUUUUUGAAAAAUAUUAAAUGAAAAGAGUUUGGGUUUGUGAGGUCAGAUGUUAUAAGUUACAUGAUCAUUGAAUAACGAAGAUACAUAUAGGUGGAGGCAUAUUGUUUACUUCUAAAAAAAUGUAUUUUACAAGUGCCCACAUUUUGGAUUUGAAAAUGGCCUCCAGAAUACUUCUUUUAUUUUUCAAUGACUCUGUCUGUGAUUAUCCUUUUAAACCAAAAUAAUAUAUUAGUGUGUUUUAUGGAUUCAAUG
Messenger RNA from Strongylocentrotus purpuratus (purple sea urchin), 5197 nucleotides. RefSeq names its product WD repeat-containing protein 11 (gene wdr11). Lineage: Eukaryota; Metazoa; Echinodermata; Echinoidea; Camarodonta; Strongylocentrotidae. Gene Ontology annotation, molecular function: protein binding. Gene Ontology annotation, cellular component: cytoplasm. The coding region runs from base 131 to 3952 and encodes 1273 amino acids. The record is from RefSeq and is a predicted model, not a curated record. The transcript has 24 exons.